Suillus plorans is the source of this 303-nucleotide messenger RNA. RefSeq lists its product as uncharacterized. The annotation marks the transcript as partial. The record is from RefSeq and is a predicted model, not a curated record. NCBI's taxonomy places the organism in Eukaryota, Fungi, Basidiomycota, Agaricomycetes, Boletales, Suillaceae. The transcript has a single exon.
UCUGAAAUUUUCACACUGUACUGCUGGAUACGAGGCACGGAAAUCGACCAACAUUUCAGUGUCAAAAUAUCACGCUUUGAAACGGUCGAUACUUUGAAAAAUGUGCUGAAGAAAUCUCAGGCUAUCGAUGUGCCUGCUUCAGCUCUUCGACUGUACAAGCCCAGAAACCCGGUGGUCGAACCAUAUGAUCAGAAUCUUCGCAAUGUUAUCCUAUCCGAGCUUGGGAAACCAUUGAUAGCAAUGCAUAAACUAUCAUCCCUGUUCAAAGCAGCACCACCAGAAGAGCACAUUCAUAUCAUUGUA